Molecule: messenger RNA, 417 nt
Organism: Fibroporia radiculosa
Lineage: Eukaryota; Fungi; Basidiomycota; Agaricomycetes; Polyporales; Fibroporiaceae
Exons: 1
Coding region: 1-417 (138 amino acids)
Source: RefSeq, a predicted model, not a curated record
AUGCAUUUCUCUAUUGGCCUCCGCACCGCCGCAUUGCUUGCUGCGCUUCCCGCCAGUCUUGCCGCACAAUAUCAUCUGAGCGUCUCAUACGACUCGGUGUACGACAAUUACGAUUCAUCCGUUAAUACCGUCGCUUGCUCCUCGAAGCUCCGGUCAAUGGGUUUCGACACGUUGGGUUCCAUCCCCACAUUUCCAAACAUAGGCGGCGCCAUGCUUGUCUCCAAAUCCGGUUCCGAUAACUGUGGAACUUGUUGGAAGCUGGAGUACAACAAUCGCACCGUCGCUGUCCUCGUUAUCGACUCUACGGACGACGGUUUCAAUAUCUCGAAGGAUGCGUAUAUUAAACUCGAUUCGAUGUCCACAGGCAGAUUGGAAGCGAGUGCGACCGAGGUCAGCGUUUCGGACUGCGGUCUAUGA